GGCACAUUUGUCGUGGCAAUGGUAGACCUGGACCCUCCGACGCCGCAGGAUCCUACAGAGGCGCAGAUCAGACACUUCCUUGGGGGCAAUUUCCAACUGGGCCGCGUCCAGCCAAGUCAACUGUUCCCGUUGACGAACUCCACCCCGGCUUUGUCAAAUUUCCUGCAACCGACACCACCAGCGGGAUCUGACCCUCACAGAUACGUAUUUCUUCUGUUCCAGCAACCCACUGGUUUUAACAGCCAGACGGAGGUCAACGCCUCGACGCCGGUCACCAACUUCAACAUCAGCCAGUUUGCACAGGAUGCCGGUCUUGGCAACCCUCUAGGAGGCACGUUCAUACUGGUGGGUCCCGACCCCAGCACAUAA
Fomitiporia mediterranea MF3/22 is the source of this 369-nucleotide messenger RNA. Its product is annotated as PEBP-like protein. Gene Ontology annotation, molecular function: phospholipid binding; peptidase inhibitor activity. NCBI's taxonomy places the organism in Eukaryota, Fungi, Basidiomycota, Agaricomycetes, Hymenochaetales, Hymenochaetaceae. Gene Ontology annotation, biological process: regulation of proteolysis; regulation of Ras protein signal transduction. The transcript is spliced from 2 exons. The record is from RefSeq and is a predicted model, not a curated record. The annotation marks the transcript as partial.